Messenger RNA from Cutaneotrichosporon oleaginosum, 1599 nucleotides. RefSeq lists its product as uncharacterized. NCBI's taxonomy places the organism in Eukaryota, Fungi, Basidiomycota, Tremellomycetes, Trichosporonales, Trichosporonaceae. The record is from RefSeq and is a predicted model, not a curated record.
AAACAGCCAAACGUUCAUCAAUAGUCUUGAUCCUUCCUUCACAUCAUCUCCACUUUCCGCGGAUCUAUGUCAUCGUCAACAACCGUCCUCAAGGACGGGUGCGUUACCCGCGACGGCUUCAAGAGCGCCCACGGCCGCUUCACCACCCUCAAAACGGAACGCGUUGAUGGAUCGCGCUUACGGGAACUCUUUCUCCCUACGCUCACGCCCGAGGCAAAUAAACUUCUCUAUGAGAACAGCUAUUUCGUGCAAGCCCAGCUUCAGCACUAUGGUGUCACGUAUGCGCCGAGUGAGUUCAAGGGCCGCGGAACGAAUGUCCUCAAGAAGGCUCUUCAAGCAGGCAAGUGCGACGAGGUUCCCGCCCACAUCGUCAAACUUCAGGCGGAGAUGCACACCGAAUGGCUUGCUACUUGUUCUCCUGAAGACCUGGCCAGGCAACCCACAUGGGCGAUGGAGCGGUACUUCACCGACCUCGACGGUAAACCCGACAGAGAGAGGACGACCUACGUGGUGGGGUUUCCGCUUCCGGGGAAUAGCGCGUACCGUGUCAGCCAGCUAUGUGACGCUGCUUCUGCCGUCUCUGGCCUUUACCAGGCCAAAGCGCAAGGCGAGUUGACACGGACUGUCUACCUCGGCUGGGAUAAAGACGAGGUCCAGCAGGCGGCGGACGGACACGCGGCCGGAGAGAAGGCCAAACAGCAGGCUGCGGCCAUUGCCCGUGAGAAGCGCAUUGCCGAGCAAGCGGCGCAUGCUGCAAAGGCCAGUGGACCCCCAACAUUGGUUGGACAGUACGUGUUGGACUGCCCACAAAUCACGGAGAGGUGGAACACUCGUGGCGAAUUGACCAUGUCGAUCAACGCCACCAAAUCACGCGGACUUUACCAGGCCGACUUUGAUUUUGGCGUGAUGAAGGGCAUCAUGAUGCUCAGUGCCGAGGAGGACAAACUCGCAUGGCUUCUAGACGAGCCAUUCCACAGUGACAGUGAUGGCGGCGGCAGGUCUGCGCUGUUUCACGAGGACGGCGAAGAUGAAAGCGAUCAGCCCGAUGCCGACCAUGGCGAUGACCAAAACCGCACCAGUGCCGCAGCGGGGACCAAACGCAAGGCCAAAGGGGGUCGAGGCUCCAAGACCAAGGUCGCGAAGCGGGGAAAGACAACCAAGGUUAAGAAGACUGACCAGACCAAGUACUAUCUGGUCAUGCGCUCGGAGGACACGGGCACAGGCCAGGUUUAUCCCGAACCAACCAAGGGCUGGAUGUCGUUCCCGGCCAACCAUGCCACUUUCACCGCCGUGGUUGACAUCCCCUGCCUCGGCCAUGGUUUCAAGAUCACUGCGCGCAAGGUGGGAACGGUCCCGAACAAGCCGACAUGCCGCUGGGAGGACUUUUGCCGGGCUGUGUAUGAGGCGAGGUCGAGAUCUCGUUGGCGCUAGACUCGGGGUCCUGAGCUUAUGCCCUGGCGAUCCCCCACAGGCUCGCCAAGAACGGCGACGUGAUCAAGUUUCCGUCUUCGUUGGACUCGGCAGAGGUGAAAGGUUUGGAACGGUCAUAUACAACUUGGAAUGUGUAUGUAUGGUCAGAAGCUACCAAUUUGUGCGGAC